AUGACGCUGCCAAAUGUAGAUUACUUACUUGUGCUGAUAUUCAAAAUGGAACAACAUACAUCAUUUGUACCACUAACAUGUAAACUUGUGUUUCACAAAAAUUAUUCAUUCAUCUACUAUCCGCAGAAUAAUUCUUUGAAAUUUAUUGACAUAGAAGAUGAUUAAUAAGCUUCUAAUUAUUGCAGACAAUAAACAAUUAUAAAAAGUAAUUAAUUUUAGUAUGUUUAUAGCAUAUUCCUGUAAAAUAUUCUCAUGUACUCUGCCAAAAGUAGUAUUGUGA
Molecule: messenger RNA, 280 nt
Organism: Paramecium octaurelia
Lineage: Eukaryota; Ciliophora; Oligohymenophorea; Peniculida; Parameciidae
Source: the annotation of a GenBank genome assembly